Lampris incognitus (smalleye Pacific opah) is the source of this 843-nucleotide messenger RNA. RefSeq names its product secretory carrier membrane protein 5a (gene scamp5a). Gene Ontology annotation, cellular component: trans-Golgi network membrane; recycling endosome membrane. The transcript has 5 exons. The record is from RefSeq and is a predicted model, not a curated record. Bases 1 to 711 code for a protein of 236 amino acids. Lineage: Eukaryota; Metazoa; Chordata; Actinopteri; Lampriformes; Lampridae. Gene Ontology annotation, biological process: protein transport.
AUGGAACUGUGUUUGUGUGUCCCAGAAAACAACUUCCCUCCACUGCCUCGGUUCAUUCCUCUUAAGCCAUGUUUCUACCAGGACUUCAAUGAGAUCCCAGAUCAACGUCGUACCAUGUGCAAGAGACUGUAUUACCUAUGGAUCUUGAACAGUGCUACGCUGGCUGUUAAUCUCAUUGGCUGUCUGGCGUGGAUGUGUGGUGGAGGUGGAGCUACCAAUUUUGGUAUGGCCAUUCUGUGGCUCAUCCUCUUCACUCCCUGCUCUUAUGUGUGCUGGUUCAGGCCCAUCUACAAGGCCUUUAAGACUGACAGCUCUUUCAACUUUAUGGCUUUUUUCUUCGUCUUCAUGGCCCAGGUUGUGAUUAGUAUAAUCCAGACAGUUGGCAUUCCAGGUUGGGGAGUGUGUGGUUGGCUGGCUACUAUCACCUUCUUCAGCACGAACAUUGGCUCCGCUGUGGUCAUGUUAAUUCCCACUAUUAUGUUUACUGCCGUGGCUGUGCUGUCCUUCGUCGCCCUCACAAAGGUUCACAAUUUUUACCGUGGCAGUGGGGGUAGCCUGGGCAAGGCCCAAGAAGAGUGGACCACUGGGGCCUGGAAGAACCCCCAUGUCCAGGAAGCAGCUCAGCAGGCAGCCAUGGGAGCAGCCCAGGGAGCCAUGCAGCAGAACCAAUACUCAGCAGCUCCCACCUACAACUAUGACGACCCAAUGUAGGCCAUAGGAUACGGUGCGACAGGGACGUGGGAGAGACUAAAAGGGAUCAAUUAAGAACAGUAUUCAGAAUUAGGUGCCCUUUGGCAUAACAGUGUAUAAGCUGAAUUCUAAAAUUCAAAAGUCGAGCUAUGU